Sceloporus undulatus (fence lizard) is the source of this 2716-nucleotide messenger RNA. RefSeq names its product gametogenetin binding protein 2 (gene GGNBP2). Gene Ontology annotation, cellular component: cytoplasm; nucleus. The record is from RefSeq and is a predicted model, not a curated record. The coding region runs from base 106 to 2103 and encodes 665 amino acids. The transcript is spliced from 13 exons. NCBI's taxonomy places the organism in Eukaryota, Metazoa, Chordata, Lepidosauria, Squamata, Phrynosomatidae.
GGCGAGUGGAAACGUUGCUUUCCAUUCCCCCGUCGUGCAUCGCCGUCGUGUCUUGUAAGUCGUUCGUGGCUUCUGGAGACCCUGUCUCAGGGUUUUCUUGGCAAGAUGGUGAUGGAGUUUCCCGAUAAUGUGUUAAACCUCGAUGGACAUCAGAACAACGGAGCACAAUUAAAGCAGUUCAUCCAGCGGCAUAGCAUGCUCAAGCAGCAGGAUUUGAACAUUGCCAUGAUGGUGACAUCGCGCGAAGUCCUGAGCGCGCUCUCCCAGCUGGUCCCAUGCGUCGGAUGCCGUCGUAGCGUGGAGCGCCUCUUCUCUCAGCUUGUCGAGUCUGGGAACCCUGCCCUCGAGCCCCUCACGGUCGGGUCGAAAGGCGUCCUCUCCGUCACUCCGAGCUGCAUGCGAGACGCAAAGAAGCUCUACACGCUUUUCUAUGUGCAUGGGUCCAAAUUAAAUGAAAUGAUAGACGCGAUUCCAAAAAGUAAGAAGAACAAGCGAUGCCAAUUGCACUCCUUGGACACGCACAAGCCGAAACCCUUGGGGGGUUGCUGGAUGGAUGUGUGGGAACUCAUGUCCCAGGAGUGCCGGGACGAAGUAGUCUUAAUCGAUUCCAGUUGCCUGUUGGAAACAUUAGAAACAUAUCUGCGAAAGCACAGGUUUUGCACUGACUGCAAGAACAAAGUUCUGCGGGCCUAUACCAUUUUGAUCGGGGAACUGGAUUGCAACAAGGAGAAGGGCUACUGCGCUGCCCUCUACGAGGGGCUGCGCUGUUGCCCCCACGAGCGCCACAUCCACGUCUGCUGCGAGACGGACUUCAUCGCCCACCUCCUUGGCCGAGCCGAGCCCGAGUUCGCAGGAGGGUAUGAGCGACGGGAGAGGCACGCCAAGACAAUUGACAUCGCCCAAGAGGAGGUCCUCACCUGCCUGGGCAUCCAUCUCUACGAACGGCUGCACCGCAUCUGGCAGAAGCUCCGGGCCGAGGAACAAACGUGGCAGAUGCUCUUCUACUUGGGGGUUGAUGCGCUCCGUAAAAGCUUUGAGAUGGCUGUGGAACGCGUGCAAGGCAUCAGCCGGCUGGAGCAACUCUGCGAGGAGUUCUCCGAAGAGGAGCGAGUGCGGGAGCUCAAGCAGGAGAAGAAGCGGCAGAAGCGCAAGAACAGGCGGAAAAAUAAGUGCGCGUGCGAGAUCCCUGCUCCCUUGCAAGCGGCAGAAGAGAAUGACGUGAGCCAGGAGAAGGAAAAUUUCUUGGAAGGCGGCUGCAAAGCCUGUGGCGGGGCGGAAGAGAGAGGCACCUGCGUUGAAGUUAUCGUUACCAAUGAGAACACAUCCUGCACUUGUCCAGCCGGUGGCACUUUACUGGGAUCACCUAAAAUAAAGAAAGGUUUAUCUGCACAUUGUAAUGGCAGCGACUGCGGCUAUUCUUCCAGCAUGGAGGGCAGCGAAACAGGAUCGCGAGAGGGCUCCGAUGUAGCUUGCACUGAAGGCAUUUGCAACCAUGAUGAAAACGGCGAUGACCCCUGCCCCCAUCGCUGCGAUGACAAGGAAGAGGACGGGGACAGUUGCGUGGAGUGCUGGGCCAACUCAGAAGACAAUAACCUGAAAGGCAAAAACAAGAAGAAGAAAAAGAAAAACAAGAAGUGCGAGGCCGAGCAUAUCCAAAAGCUGGGGAGCUGCAUUGUGGAGGCGAGCGCGCACGAGAACUCAGGAACCGCCGUGCACACAGACUUCUACCGGGACAAGACCAAAGACCCGCAUGCCGAAACGUGCUCCUGCUCAGAGAAGGUUGGGCAGCCAGUCCCUUGGGCAGAGCACCGGAAAACAGUGCUCCUAUGCGCAGAGCCUCCCGAGGUGGCCUCCGCUCCCGAUUCUGGAAAGGGGGCUAAAAGUUUGGUGGAACUCCUUGACGAGUCCGAGUGCACUUCCGACGAGGAGCUCUUCAUCUCCCAAGACGAGAUCCAGUCCUUCAUGGCGAACAACAAGUCUUUCUACAGCAAUAGAGAACAAUACCGGCAACACCUGAAAGAGAAGUUUAACAAAUACUGCCGCUUGAACGAUCACAAGGGGCCGGUUUGUAGCGGAUGGCUGACCACCGCCGGAGCAAACUAAAGCCAAUAAAACUAGCUCUGUCUUUCAACGGGAAAAUUUCGAAACGAGUACUGCGCCUUUUCUCUCUUUAAAAACACAACAGAAUACUUUCUUUAGCGACUAAACAAAAAAAAAAUCUAACCUUUAAGGAAAAACAAAUCAAUGUGGCUGGUUUUCUUUUUUCGUUUUCCCUUUUUUUCGUUCCCCCUUUUCCUUUCCCCCCGAUAACAGGCGACCCCAUUAAUUUGUGGCUUUUCUUCUUUCUAGGCUCAUACCUUCGAUUCUUUUCUUCUUUAAAAACAAAAACCUAGAUCGAGACCUUUCGUAAUUUAAGCCAUUUUUUUCCCUGUCUUCUUUCCGUUCAACGUUUCUCUUUAACUGUGACACUUAAAACGGAGAAAGCGACACGCGACUUAGUGGCAAAAAGUAAUGUUGUACUUAAUAAUUCUGUACAGAUAAAAACGAAAAUGGGUUCGGUAUAAAGAUUUUACAAAAGUAGACAUCCAUUUGCAAAAAAAAUUAAUAAAUAAUAAUAAUAAUAAAUGAAAUAAAGAAAUGUUCUGGAUGUAAUAUGUUGGAGCGCAAUGUGCGGAAUUUAAAGAAUAAAGAAUAUUUAUUAAUACGCAUAGUAAAA